Molecule: messenger RNA, 1434 nt
Organism: Puccinia triticina
Lineage: Eukaryota; Fungi; Basidiomycota; Pucciniomycetes; Pucciniales; Pucciniaceae
Exons: 1
Coding region: 1-1434 (477 amino acids)
Source: RefSeq, a predicted model, not a curated record
AUGUUUUCUCUCCAGCAGACUGCUUGCCGAACCAAACCACCCAGGAUGGAAGACACAAACUCGUUCUCGCUCAUCGACCAGCUUCGACCGUGUCUCAACACCUGCUUCCCCUGCCUCGCCCAAUCCUCAAGCCCACCAUCAGCAUCAGCAAACAGUUAUUUCCCAGACUCAGACCACCGCGGUCUGUUAGAGGAACAAGAAGCGUUGAACGGACAGAUUGAUCACGCAGGCUCAGAGGAACCAGUCUCGGCUUACUACUUUCAGUCCAACUCACAACUCUCUCGCUGGGAGCUCCUGAUCAGUUGGUUAUCCAGCAAAACCCUUGAUCGACUAUCAUCAAAGCCACUUCACCCUUUCGAUAAUGAUAUUGAAACCUCAGCUUUAGCCCAUGGGGACCAAGCCGAUGCGCUUCUUCUAGACGACAUCUCUAUCGCACUCAAGGCGCGCUCCUUGCAUCGACAAUCUUCUUCCAAGUCUAAAUCAAACGCGCGUACGGUCCAUCAGCCUCAACCAGUACCCUCUCCAUCAGUCACUGCUACCCAUACUAAAAAAAAAUCACGCAAUUCAGAACAUGCCCAUGGUCCAACCCAUCAACAAUUUCGGCCGAAUGGCUCUCAGGCCUCAGCUCCCGUUAACAAAAAGAUUGACUCACGCGGCUCACUCGACGAUCCCAAGCAGAAACGACUCAAAGAUCUAAACCCAUCUACCCCCUCGCUCCAAAAGCGAAGUAAAUCUCGUAGUAAGUCCAGCAAACAAUCGUCAAGCGCAUACACCGAUGACACGGCCGACAGCGAACCGAGCAGUGUGCCGAGUCUGAUCACCAGUCGAACGACGACAACCACAGUUACAAGCUCAAGUAAUCCUGCCUCGGAUCCGCUCGAGUUGAAUGUUGAGAUCAUCAAGUUCAUCCACCAGAACUAUAACCAAGAGUGUCGCAGACUCUACGGUCGUGAUCUCAGCCGGGUCCAGAUCCAACAACUGUGCGAAUAUCUGAUCUCCAGAGGAUUCGACGAUGCCGGCGCUGCGCCGCUUCUGCCAUCGAGCGCUGUCACUGGAGUCACAGGGGCUGAGCCGCAUGCUAAGACGCAGGACCAGACCGAUGGCUCCCCCGGUGAAGUCCAAGCUCAGCUUUCUACCCCGGGCUCUACAGCCACACGACCCCCGGUGGAGAUUGAGAGCCUCAAGCGGAUCCAGCUCUCGUCGACCGAAUUCUUACAGGCCAUUAAACAGACCAAGACCAGUCAACAACAACAGAAUCACGCGUCCGACACCGCGAACGCAAGACCUUCAUCGCCAAUCGAUGAUCCUUUCGAUGGCGAAUCGGACGAUGAUCUUUUCCCUUCGUCGUCAUUCCUUGAUUGGUUCAGUAAAGGCUCCCAGCUUCUCUCUUCAGAUAUCUUCGAUAACCUGUCCGUUAACCAGUCUGCUACUUGA